UCUCUAUAUACCAAAGUAGCGGUGUACUGUUGUCGCCACCUACGAGCGAAGCGAGUGGGUGGAACACCGAGUAUGUACUCUUUUUUACGCGUCAAAGUGUCAUAGCGUAACAAAUAAAUCCGACAAAAUAAAGCUUAAAAACGAUUGAAGGAUUGGAGGAUCGUACUUUCACAUAAAUCUACUCCGUUAAUAUAAUUCUUGACUUCAAAGAUCAACAGACUGCCUUGAAUUUCUCAGAGACACUUGUCUCCGUGAAAGCACGUGGGGUUGUUAAUUACGAGUAGAUGGAGUACAUUGGUGGGAUCCAGCGCUGUUCCAAUGUGUUGGCAGUGCCAAGUUCUCCAAACCGCGGGUGAACAUUUAGCACCAUAACGACUCCACAAAAGCUCAUAUUGCUCAGCCACAAUACCCUUUUUCCAUUACCCCUUACUAGAACCUCAUUCUGGCAUUGAAUCGGUGUUUACGUGAACAUGAAGAGCUUCUCCUAAGGUAUUAGUAUUACUCGCAUCGGCAGGCGCAACCGCAAUACCCGCGACCCAAGAGACGAUGAACCCGGCUCCGUGGUGUUGGCGAUCUAUCAAUCGCCAGACACCUUGCCUCUUACGGACCGGACGCCUAGGAGUACAGCGCCGUCUACCACAACUUGUUCUUGCUCCUGUAUAUACUCAGAGGAGAUGGGAAACAUCGAGUGGCCUCGGCGAUAGCAAUUCGGCUACAGAAGGUAGGAUCCGCUUUCAUUCAUUCACUGCCGAGAUGGCCAAGCUUCCUGGGGUAAACAUAAGAGCCCGUGUAUUGCAUGUGUACUUAAAUCACGAGAAUUGGAUAUGAAAACCUUUGCUAUACUGAAUGCAGUGGCUCAAUUGAUGGUUUCGAGGCCUCAAUUAUCUAGAAUGCUAACUUAAUUAAGGAACCAAGCAACUUCAUGACGCUCGUAGAGGCCCAUCCAAACAUGGACGGCGCCCACGACAUGAGGACGAUGAAGGCCCCCAAUCGCUACUCUCUAAAAUGAUAGAAGCUGCCGCAACUGCGUUUGCAAGUAUAGUCGUUCUUGGAGCCGGCUUUGCAUUUGGAGGCUUCUGCUAUCACAAGUUCUACAAAUGGCACGUGCUGCGCAAGAUGCGCAAGGCCUUCGAGCCGGGAGACCCAGCCCUGGUCCUGGCCGCUAUGGGGAAGCAGAUCCCCGAAGCGGAACCCCCAACCACGCAAGAGGAGCAGGAAAAGAGCGACAAUGAGAAUCAUUGGAUUCGUAGAGAUGAGCAGGAUAAGAUCGAUGCGAUAAUAAACGGAACCGAGAAAGGCCAUUAUCACCUCCUCAUCGGCGAGAAGGGCACUGGGAAGACAUCAAUGCUACUUGAUGCCAUGCAAAAGAUUGAUGGGGAGGGUAUUGCCAUGCUCGACGCACAUGGUGAUCUCGAAAUCUUCCGGAUACGGCUUGGUAAGGCGCUUAACUUUGAAUUCCACGAAGACUACAUCGGAUCCUACUUCUCGGAAAGGGGACCGCGAGAAAGUACAGCAUUGCUAGAUAUUGAGCGCGCCUUUAACAAGCUGGAUAAAGUUGCUCUGGACCGACGGAUGAAAGUUGGCCGGCCAAUCGUUCUUAUCAUCAACUCUAUGCACCUUCUCAAGCAUGACGCUGAUGGGAUGAACCUGCUUGAACUCCUACAACAGAGGGCAGAGCAAUGGGCAGCUAGUAAUCUUAUCACCGUUAUCUUCAACAGCGAUGACUACUGGGUGUACGAGCGUCUCAAGCAGCUAGCCACACGCAUGGAAGUGUCGACAGUCGGCGACCUCCCCAAGGACAAAGCCCUCAAUGCCAUCCGAAUGUACCGCUCCAAGUACUUCUACGAAGACCCGGACGAGUCCAUCCUCUCGCAAGUCUACGAAAAAAUCGGCGGGCGCCUAACCUUCCUCAACAAAGUCGCCAAAUCCGCCAACAUGCUCAAGACCUGCGACGAAAUCUCCGCCGUCGAAAAACAAUGGUUCCUCAACCAAUGCGGCCUCCUCGGCAUGGAAAUGGACGACGACGUCAUGGACCAACAAAAAUACGCCUCCGCAGCCAUGGUCCUAGCCCAGGCCCUCGUCGACCAAGAAUCCGACUCCGAGGGCCCUAUCUACGACCCCGAGCACGGCCACAACCUGCCCGCGCUCCCGCUCCACAAGGCGCGCCAGGUCAUGACGCGCGCGGAUUUCAUUAGGGAGUAUGACCAUAUCAACGUCUUCACCAUAACGUCGAGCGCGAUGGUGCGCGCGGACUCGGUGCCCAUGCAGCGCGCGUUUAGGGAAAUUUGCGCCGAGCCGGGGUUCAGGGACUACCUCGAUGCGACGCUCCAGCGGAUUAAUGAUAUUGAGAGUCUGGGUCGUACUAGGGAGCUGGUGGCGAAGGAUUUGGUGUUGGGGGGGAAGUAUGUUAUUAGCCAGGAGAAGGGGGGGUUUGGGAAGGUGAUUCAGUUGGUGAUGCCGCCGGAGGAGGAUGAUGAGGAAGAUAAGGAGGAGGGAAAUGGGGGGAAGAAUGAUAGUUGAUGAGCUUUGUAUGAAGACCCUGAAUGGGGUCUUUUGGGCCCUGGGUUGGGAUAGUGUGGCACGACUCUAUUUACUUAGAUUUCCUUUUGUAUUUUAUAGCUUUGAGGCUUUGAGGCUUCAGCUAGUGUAGCAUUUGUAUAUUUACUCUUCCUGUAUUGUCUGAAUUCAUUAUUCCUAAUCUUUAAAAAAUAGUCAAGCUAGGGAGGCAAAGCCUGCCGGAACAAGCAGAGCAAACCAGACCAGUUGCUCUGAACGCAAUAGCUCCAUAGCCAAGGAUCUUUAGUCCUAGCCCGACAUCCUUAAUCAUGCCCAUGAGAAAUGAGGAAAGCAAGGGCCCCCAUCCAAG
This is a messenger RNA of Pseudogymnoascus destructans, 2866 nucleotides long. RefSeq lists its product as uncharacterized. The record is from RefSeq and is a predicted model, not a curated record. Lineage: Eukaryota; Fungi; Ascomycota; Leotiomycetes; Thelebolales; Thelebolaceae. The transcript has a single exon. The coding region runs from base 1006 to 2520 and encodes 504 amino acids.